AUGGGCUCCAACGUGGCCGAUAUCCAAGGCCCCGGCCUCCUCUUCGUGAACUCCAAGAUCACUCGCCCUGGCCUCAUCGAUGAAGAUGCGUUCUUCAAGUGGUACGACGACGACCACAUCGUCGAGAUCCUCCAGACCAGCGGCAUCCAGUCCGCCUUCCGCUUCAAGGAUGUCACCGGCAGUGAUGCGGAUAGGCCCUUCCUGGCCAUGUACCCCAUGAAGGACAUUGCGUUCACCCAGACCAAGGAGUUUCGCAACAUCAGCGUUCAUAGCGAGAUGCUCCCGCAUGGUGGUCCCGUCUACGACAUCGCGGACUUUGACACGCGGUACUACAACCUCGUUCAAGUGAUCGAUCCGACGAAGAAGGGCAGAGGUUCUGUGAAGAGCGUCGUGGUGGCUCAGUACUCCCUUGAUGUGGCCGAUGAUGAGUUUAAAAGCUGGCUUGAGAGACGGCUCUUUGAAGGCCUCGCGGGUACAUCGGGACAUUUGCGGACAACGAUGUACAAGCUCGUCUACGCCAGGUCAAACGCCCAGUCCCGCGCAUUGAAGGGUCUGUCAACGACCAAUGAGACCUCUGAACGACCGCCUCUAUGGCUUGUGGUUCAUGAGUUCGAGUCCGCGGACGUGAACCCGGAAUGGCUUGAGCGACUAACUUCGUAUGUUUACGGACCGCUAGCUUACGAUCUGGGAAUCAAAGUUCGUCCAAGUGCUCAGAAGCAUGGUGUUUUCAGACUUGUCAAGACUCGUGGCCAGGGUGACUUCUUCCACGGGGUCGAUAUGUAG
This is a messenger RNA of Colletotrichum karsti, 783 nucleotides long. RefSeq names its product putative alpha/beta hydrolase. The coding region runs from base 1 to 783 and encodes 260 amino acids. The record is from RefSeq and is a predicted model, not a curated record. The transcript is spliced from 3 exons. Lineage: Eukaryota; Fungi; Ascomycota; Sordariomycetes; Glomerellales; Glomerellaceae.